AUGGUGGAUGGAGGGGAAGAAGAAGAAAACGAUCAGAAUGUGAGAUACUGGAAGACAAAGUACGAGCUGCUCUACGCGGAUUACGGCAGAACCAAGGAUCGGAGCGAAGAUCUGGAGACGCGAUUGCUGGAAGUGGUGGAGGAGAACGAGCGGCGAGAGGGCGAGAAACAGGAGAGGAUCCAAGAGUUGGAGACCGAAAUCGGAGAGGCGAAUCGACGCAUCGAACAGCUCGAAGCGGCGUGUGUGAGUGAGCGGCAGAAAUGAGCGAAGAGAUGGCAGAUUCUUGCAGUUUCGGUACAAAAAUCACGGAAAACUGACGAAAACUGAAGCCGAAUGCGAAAUUGCUCAAAAUGUCGAGACGAACAGCGACGAAAGUGUACGUUUUCGGACUUGGUCGGCGAAAAUUGAAAUUUGUUUUAGAAUUUUAGAAUCUGGGCCAAUUUUCGACUUUUAACCGUCCGUUUUCAGACACCGUGCCCAACCGACGGAAUCACUCGCUCUCCGGAUUUUCACGCCGGCCAGCAUCUCAUUUGCGAGUAUCACAAGCUGCCGGUUCUGGCGAAAGGCGAAGGAUUCAUCUACGGGUUCCGGUGGAACGAAACCAACAAAAUCCAUAUCGUCUAG
Molecule: messenger RNA, 624 nt
Organism: Caenorhabditis sp. 36 PRJEB53466
Lineage: Eukaryota; Metazoa; Nematoda; Chromadorea; Rhabditida; Rhabditidae
Source: the annotation of a GenBank genome assembly